Molecule: messenger RNA, 2563 nt
Organism: Myotis myotis
Lineage: Eukaryota; Metazoa; Chordata; Mammalia; Chiroptera; Vespertilionidae
Gene: PRR35
Product: proline rich 35
Exons: 3
Coding region: 692-2422 (576 amino acids)
Source: RefSeq, a predicted model, not a curated record
CUGGGGCACCUGCCAGGGGACUGAGGAGUCUGGGCUGGGACUGGAGGAGGUGGUAAUGCUUUCAGGAAGUGGGGGGUGAAUGUAUGGGUCAGUGGGAAGGGCAAGGGUUUGGGGGUGCAGUCCAUUCAGCCUCCUGUUUGGAGAAGAGGAAACAGCACUGGAGGCAUGGCUUGGGCAGGCAGAGCUAGCCAGAAAAGGAUUCUUGUUCCACUGUCCCCCCUGGGCUGGGCUGCAGCACACCCCGCCCCAGGCUGGCUCUGUUCCCCACAGCACCCCCUGUCCUGGGGCUUGGCCCCUAGGCCCUGGCUCAGGCAGGCAGCUGUCAGGGGCCAGAGCCCUGCCCUGACGGAUGAGUGCUGACGGCCCCUCUCCAUGUGCCCUCGGCCGCUGACACCCCAUCACACCGCUGCGGGGACCCCGGGAGACCUGCAGCCUCUGCGCGCACCCCCGCGGCAGCCUGCAGGCGACGGGGGGCGGGGACGGUGCCAGGCGCCCCGCAUUCGUCUGUACACCUGCGCCUCCACUCUCCUGGCUCCUCCGCGACGCUGGCUGCCCGUCCCUGGUGGUGCCACUGGUGUCACCGGCCACCGCUCCAUCCAGGAGUUCCCGGCGCCGCGGGGCGAGCUGGUCAGGUCCUGGGCGCGCCAGGCUGGUGGCCAUGGUGCCGCGGCCCGUCCACUAGCAGGCUGCCAUGUCCCGAGAGGUGGCGGGCUCAUGCCGCCUGGGCUCCGGGGCGCGGGCGCGGGCACGGAAGCCCAAGAAGCCCCACUACAUCCCGCGGCCCUGGGGGAAGCCCUACAAUUACAAGUGCUUCCAGUGCCCGUUCACCUGCCUGGAGAAGUCACACCUGUACAACCACAUGAAGUACAGCCUCUGCAAGGACUCCCUCUCGCUGCUGCUGGACUCCCCCGACUGGGCGUGCCGCCGGGCCCCUGCCACAGCCCGGCCCCUGGAGCCCGCCACAGACUGCCCCUCUGACCCCACAGAACCCGGCAGGCGACCCCGAGGGGCUCGGCCCCCAGAUGCUCCCGCCACGCCCGACCUCGUUGUCACUGACCUUCUCUCCCUGCACCGCUGUGUCGGGGGCCCCAAGCCAGAGGCUGAGAGAUCCCCAGGGACACCACCCCCUGCAGCCAAGGAUCCCCAGAAGGGUGUGGGCCUGGGAGGGCUCCUGGCCGAGUCAUGGAAGCCAGGGCUGGGCAGGGGCCCCAGGAGCAUGGCUGUGGUAGACUCAGCUGCAGUGGGCCCUGAGAGCAGCGUCCCCUGCUACCCUCCGCCCACCUCCAGCGAGCUCCCUGAGGCCCACAGCCUCCAGCUGUCCCUGCUGGGAGUCAACUACCCCCUUGGCCCCAGUCUCUUUUCCUACCUGGGGCCCUCCCUGGCCACGGCAGCCCAUAUGCCCUUCCUGGGCUCGGCCAGCCCCCUGCUUCCCCCAGCCUCUGCCUUCCCCGCCCUGCAGCCCCUAGAGCGCCCCACCCCUAUCCCCCGCCUAUACUACCCUCUGCUCCUGGAGCACAGCCUGGGGCUGCAGGCAGGCAAGGCCGCUGCCCCUGCCAAACCCCCUGCUCCUCCCAAGGGACCCCCUGGGACUCUGGCCCCCGGGCUGUUAAAAGUGCCAGUACCUGGGCUGGGUGGGCCCUGGCCCUGUGGUGCCCCCAGGGACCCAGGGCAGGAGGGAGGGCUGGAGCUGACUGCCCAGAGUGACCCCAAGAGGAAGCUGCCCCCGGGAAGCAGGCUGGAGCCCCCGAAGGCUCCCUCCAGCUUGGCCAACUUUGGUUCCCAGAGCAGCCUGCGGAAUGGCCCCUCCGUGAUUCUCUGGCCUGAGGACAAGGAGCCAGGCGACCCCGAGAUCCUGGGCCCUGUCUCCCCCCUGCCCCAGCAGCCACCGGGCCUGGUGCUGGGGGGCCCUGGGCAUGUGUGUGAGGACCUGACCCGGGCUCUCGGCGACUAUGCUAGGGUGGAGCAGCGCCUGGGGCAGUUGGCACCUGCCAGGGGCCUGGCCCCACGGCCUCUGCGGGAGCAACUGGGCAAGAUCCGCAGGGAGCUGCUCACCAUCCACCAGGCGCUAGAGCAGGCCGUGCGGCCCCCAGACGUGCCACUCGACCUCUCUGUGAAACGGACGCCCUCCAAGGUGCCUGAGGUGUCCUCAGGGUCCUGGGGGCAACCAGAGCUGGGUUCUGUAUUGGCCCAGGGAGCCCCUGAGCCACCCAGAAUGCUGGGCCCCACAGUGGCUGAGCCUUUCUCUGGCCAGACCACCAAGUGCGAGGCUGACUCCAGUGUCCCUCCCCCGGGGCUCCCCCUCCAAGCCCCAGAUGACCCUGUCAUUCCUGGCAGCAGCUGGGGCUCCCAUGGCAGGACUGGGUGCUCCUGGCCUCCCGAGGCUGCCUCUGGCCUGCAGAGCCCCCCAGGUGCCGAGGUCUGACCACAGCUGCCCCCUCUGUCCAUAACAGACAGAGGCCCUUCCCCAAUCCCAUGCACAGCACCUGGCCCCCUGCCUGCCUCAGCCCCAGGGGCUGACACCUGGAGCCUGCCCAGCAUGCCCGUGAACAGACCCCACCCACCA